This is a messenger RNA of Suricata suricatta (meerkat), 1240 nucleotides long. Its product is annotated as EP300-interacting inhibitor of differentiation 2-like. Gene Ontology annotation, cellular component: nucleoplasm. Gene Ontology annotation, biological process: negative regulation of DNA-templated transcription. The transcript has a single exon. The record is from RefSeq and is a predicted model, not a curated record. Bases 150 to 713 code for a protein of 187 amino acids. Gene Ontology annotation, molecular function: transcription corepressor activity. Lineage: Eukaryota; Metazoa; Chordata; Mammalia; Carnivora; Herpestidae.
UUCUAGGUGUCUCCGUAGGAUAAACGCACGCGCUGCGUUCCCCGGUGCGCACAGCGCUCGCGCACACGCACUUUCGCUCACGCCGGUGGUCGCUGCGUCCCGUGAUUGCAAUUUUUCUGGGAGCGGCCGAGCUGCCCCCGCGGUCCGAGAUGGCCGAGCUGCCCCCCGACAGCGGUGUCCGGCAGACGGACGCGGCGAAUGGCCUCGGCGACGCCCCGCAGGCGGAGGUGGGCGGCGACAGGCGGGAGCCGGCCCCGGCGGGGCCUGCGGAGCCCGGGGAAGGUCCAGUGGCGGCGCCCGGGGAGGCCCGCGACGCAGAGGUCGCUCGAGGGUUGGCGGAGCCAGCGGAGGAAGAGGGUGCGCAGGCCAGACCCCGAUCCCGGCCGGGGAACGGCCCAGGCCUGGCUGCGUUGCCGUACCUCCGCCUCCGUCACCCACUUAGCGUUUUAGGAAUCAAUUACCAGCAGUUCCUGCGCCACUACCUGGAGCACUACCCGAUCGCUCCGGGCCGAAUCCAGGAGCUGGGAGAGCGUCGCAGGAGGUUUGUGGAGGCCUGCAGAGCCCGGGAAGCGGCGUUGGAUGCCGAGUACCAGCGGAACCCCCAGAGGAUGGAUUUUGACAUUUUGACGUUUACGGUAGCGCUUACUGCGUCUGAGGUGAUCAAUCCUCUGAUAGAGGAACUUGGUUGUGACAAGUAUAUAAGUAGAGAAUAGUCUGGUGGUGAAACUACCCCAGAGGAGAGCCUCCGCUCCCAAUCCUCGAUUUUAGAAAGACGUAGUGUGUGAGAUAAGGCGAUGGGGGAGGGGGAGGACGUUUAUCACGAAAAAGCCUCAGAAAAGAAGUUCAAAGGCCUUGUGACUUCUGUAACGUUGAGUUUAGGAUUGAUACAGAGGCUCUUCCCUGCGUUGGGGGAAUGGCUGUCAAAAUUGCUUCACUGAAAAAUGAAGGAUCGGUUUCAGGAAACUGAGACCCUAUGAGGAACGGUUGCCAAUAUCGGAGCCCGUGAUGAUGAAAGAAACUCUCAAAUCGUGAUGGGUAGGACUAAGGAGCCACGGCGGAGUUAUCCCGUGGAGAGACCGGAAGCCUAUGGAGAGACCUUGAAAUUGACCCACUCUGUGCCCUGUUCGCAUCAGCUUCGACAGGUGUUAGCCUAAAAUGGAUUUUGUGUUUUGUGAAGCAUUUCAAAUGGCAAACGACGUAGCUUGUAUAUAUCACCUGAUAAACCUUGUAUUCAAGAAUA